UUGGGUCGUAAGAGGGCGGCUGUGUCAGACGUAAGUGAGAGAGUGAGUGUGUUCUUCAUGGUUGUUCGUCCCUCUCGUCUUUAUGGCGAAAUUCCUUUAAAUUGCGCUGAUUUCAAUAUUUUAUCUGUUUGUGGAAUAAAAGUAGCUGAAAGUUGGAGCCGAAUUGGCGUCGUUCCUUUUAAAUUACGUGUGUGGAUGUGUACACUUGCAAGUUACCACUUCCUUUUUCUGACAGCUUGAAUGGUUUAGACCCGUUUUGAUUACAUCUGAAGCCUUACUUAACGAGAUGCUGGUGCCUAGUCUUGUGGGAACCUUAACUUUUCGGAUAGAUCGGACCAUCUGUUUGGCGAGGUGAUACGCUCAAAAAAUGCUGCCCUUCACGACGUGCUUCCUGAGUGGAAGCGGAGAAAGGAAUUUUGUAUUGCUCACCGACAUGGCCGUUUCUGUCUCCACGGAUAAUCAGAGCAAAGCUUCGUUCACCUUUACCGAGGGACCUGCAUGGAACAGCGUGCAGUUGAAAGAUUCUCAAGUCAGUAGCCCUGGCAAGAAUAAGCUUCCUCUAAUGCCAGAUCUAGCAGAAGAAACUAAAUCUCAGCCGCUCGAGCGACAGGUGCGCCCAUGCUGGUCUCACAGCGGUCGGUUUCUCACGCUGCAUAAACGCCGGAAAAAAAGGCCACCCACUCGGGCUAUGACGUCGGACCAGGCCCUCCUUGAUGACCUCUAUCAUGGCCCCACGCACAUACUUUUGGCUAGAAUCAGUGAAUGGCCUUUUAAUGCUUUUGCCCUGGAUAGAGCCACAGGGGGACGGCCUCUACCGACACUCUGCUUCCACCUUUUCCAUCAAUACGGACUCAUGGCGCACUUUCAUCUUGAUCCUGUCAAAGUCUGGAAGUUCUUCAGUCUGGUAGAAGAGGGCUAUCACAGCAAUAACCCUUAUCAUAACGCCAUCCAUGCUGCUGAUGUUACUCAAGCAAUGCACUGUUUCCUUCAAGAAGAAAAGAUGCGUUGCCAUUUAACUCCACUCGAAAUUGCCGCCUCGCUGAUUGCUGCCAUGGCUCACGAUUUAGACCAUCCGGGCGUUAAUCAGCCAUUCUUGGUGGCCACGUCUAACCAUUUGGCUUCUCUCUACAAGAAUGCUUCGGUUUUAGAAAAUCAUCAUUGGCGAUCGGCUAUGGCUUGUUUAAUGGAAAGCGGUAUGAUGGACAGUCUUGAACGCACUUCGGCUCACGAACUACAACGCCAAAUUCAAUCGCUGAUUUUGGCUACCGACAUCGCUCGGCAACAGGAAUUUCUCAGCGCUUUUCAAGGCUUUUUGAACACCAGCUCGCUGGACAUGCAGACAGGGGAUCACCGUCACUUUAUGUUGCAAAUCGCACUCAAGUGCGCUGACAUCUGCAACCCGUGCCGUCCCUGGGAAGUGAGCCGGGCCUGGAGUUUGCAAGUGAGCGAGGAAUUCUACCGACAAGGUGACCUGGAGAGACGACUGGGAUUACCCGUCACGCCACUCUGCGACCGCUUCACUUCCUCCGUCUGCAAGAUCCAAACUGGUUUCUUCCGUUUCAUUGCCGCUCCCCUCUUCGAGGAGUGGCACCGCUUCCAGGCAACGCCGCUCUCCUGGAACAUGCUAAACUACCUCCGCUCCAACAAACUUAAAUGGGAUUCCAUCUUGAACGACGAAGAGUCGGGCGAUGUGAACUUGGCCGAGUAUCAGCUGCGUGACCCCGCCUGGUCGGAACUGGGCGUUUUGGAAAUGGGCAUCGAGAAAAUCCACCUGAGGAGGGCCUCACUUCCGCCCGGUCGCUCUGGCUUGUGGACCUCCAAUUCGGCCAACUCCUCCCGAGUGUCGCAAGUGGAACGCUCAAUGGAGGAAGACAGCUCCGGCGCUUCGAUGGACCCUUCGAAAUGUGUCACUGGUGAACCUCAUCCGCCUCGAUCUCUGUUACCAGCCGACAGCCACGAUGAUUCAAGCCUGGCCGAACCUACACCUGGCGACUCGCAGCACACAGCAGAUACUCCUGGACUUGCUUUCGGUCUUCCAGCCCGCCUACCUCAUCGGCGCGAGAGUCUUCCCUUCAACUUUCCCGAUCGGUCUCGAAUGGAGUUGAUCCAGCGACAGGGACGACGGGAGAGCCUGCCAACCGAUUGUUCAAGAACUUUGAAUGCCUGCGACGUCCUUCCGGAAUUGAACAUCACCUCAAUGACGCCUCUGCCUUUGAAGAAGGACAAGAGGAUUAGUCAGCCCACCAAUUGCGUUCAACCCACUACCUCUACUCCGUCCACUUCUUCUGAUAGGAGUUUUGGAUGCGCCGAUGAAAAAGAAAACAUCGUUUCCACUGCCUAUCUCAAAACUGAAACGUCCCGGUUAACGCUGAGAAGAGGAUCCGCCCCGACAGCUUUGCAUCCAUUGAAUUGGCUGGAUAUUCCGCGCAGUAAACGCAAUGGUCCGGCGACACAAUUUGGCCGUCAAGGUUCACUUCGGUUGGCCAAAUGUUUGGACCAAAAUGAGCCGGGUUUCCGGCGGCGUGGAUCUUUGCCCUAUGAACUCGGUCGGAAACUCUCUGGUCACGAAUCCACCGUUGCCCGGCUCGUUCCAGGCUCUUCCGACUGCGCUGAAUUCGACAUCGGGGUACGACGUAGUUCUGCACCGUCAGAUUUACUACGCAACACUGGCGCUUCCAUUGCCAGUUGCUGGAUCCAGUUUCGUGAUCGAGUUAAAAUGAAGGGUAAAGAGGUUGUUGUGAGUGCCGGGACUGGGUUAAUGAGUGACAACGGAUGUGGUUUUGCUGUGCGUGAAUGCCGAAGGCGCUCACUUCGAAGGCGUCGUUCGGGUGGUCCGGAACUCUUUGCUUCGGUUGUCCGCCGCGGCAACAAUUUUACUUCGGCUCAUCUACCUCCGCUACCUCAAAGUGCCACGUGUACUCAUGCCAAAUUAAAGAGGACGUCGUCCUUGUCACCUCCCGAAUGUAGCAAACCUCUGGUGGGAUCCGGAGAUUGUAAUCGUGACUGGCUUUUGCUGGGAAGACGUGGUUCCGGGGCACUUGAACUAUUGGCCGGACUUUGGCGCCAGAAUCGGGAUCGAUCGGAACGCUCCAGUUUUGAAUCUGAUGAUUCUCUUUUAAAACCUCAUCGUCAGCGGCUAUCAAUGGACUCAUCUUCGUCGUCAGAUGGAAUCCCGUGCUCAGCCCUGGAAGAGUACUGCCAUUUGAUAGGGCACGGGAGGACUCAACGACGAGGAUCUUGCCCAGCUGACCAUUCCGUUUUAUCAGGAAGCUCCAGUGGGAAUUUUACGCAAUUGAACAGCAGAUAACACACGGCGUAGAUGGAUCGAGUUCUCAUCGACAGCUUCUUACUGUUUGAUGGAAUAUUUUUAUACAUGAUUUAUUUUCUUUUUUACAAAUGAAGCUCAGUGUUGAUAUCUUUAAACAGAAACUCUCAUCCUUUUACUUUCUUUCAACGGCUGAAUGUUUUUGCUCAACAAAAAUGACAAACGAAAUUCCACCAAAAAAUUGAAGAACUAUAGAUGAGGAAGCGUUGUUGUCAAGCGUUUUAUGUGUUUCUAGAAUUUGCUGGCCAUCGAUUUAUUUUGCCUGUGUUUUUGCAUCAUCUCUGGAUUUCUUUGCGUUCCUGAGUCAAAGACCUGCAGUAAAGAGAGACACACAAGUGGCAAGCGAACAGAUUAAAACAAAAAAACUAAAUAUAAAAAAAAAGAAAAAAGAAAAAAAAAAAAAUUGUUCCUACCACUUUUAUGUCUGGUUCACUAACAUUCCGUCAUGUUGUAGCUGAAUUUAGAGUUUUUACUUUUCACUUCACUGCCUUUUUUCUUUCCUCCCUUCUCCUUUUUCGAAAAUUUUUUUUUUUCGUUCAAUGUUUUGUUAAAGAAAUGCAUCUAAAUUUUAUGUCCUAAAAAAAUCACAAAAAAAAAUAAAAAUAAAUCUCAAAAAUAGCUGACUCCUGCCCCCCACCCUCCCUCCCCCUCCAGAUGAGCAUUUUUUAUUUUAUAUACAUCUACCCCAAUCCCGUCAGUCGAGUACACUUUAAUGUCACAGAGUUCAAAUUAAUCGCUGAGUAUGUGUUGGGCGUCCUUUUUCCAUUUUCCAAGCUUUCGUCCACGUUUACUGUAUGGUAUUGUCUCGGAAAAAAAAAUUAUUUAAAAAUACACGUUUUUCCAUCAAA
This is a messenger RNA of Daphnia pulicaria, 4173 nucleotides long. RefSeq lists its product as uncharacterized. Bases 368 to 3307 code for a protein of 979 amino acids. The record is from RefSeq and is a predicted model, not a curated record. Gene Ontology annotation, molecular function: 3',5'-cyclic-AMP phosphodiesterase activity. The transcript has 17 exons. NCBI's taxonomy places the organism in Eukaryota, Metazoa, Arthropoda, Branchiopoda, Diplostraca, Daphniidae.